CUCUUUUUAAGGCUUUCCAGUAGCAGAGGUUCUCUCACUCUCUCUGAACCAUGCAUCUGUCCUGGAUUCUGCUGCUGACCUCAGUGUGUAUGGUGUGUGGUGAGAUUGUGCCUCGCAUUUUGUGGCAGGUCAGCGAAAUGAUUGUUUGCACACAGCCAAAUGUGAAUCCGUUCAUUUACAGCAAUUACGGCUGUUACUGUGGAUUUUCUGGAUCUGGCUCUCCUAAAGAUCCAACUGAUCAAUGCUGUGCAAUGUAUAAUAUGUGCUACGAGAAUGCUAGGCAACUUCUAGCAUGUUCUGCUUACAAGAAACAGUUGAAUAUCAAAACAUACUUCUUUAGCUGCUCUGCUAAAAUCAUCACCUGUUCAGGUAACAAUGAUAAAUGCCAGUCUGCAGUGUGUAAGUGUGACCGAGGUGUUGCAAACUGCUUCGCUCAGUAUCAACACACUUUCAGCUACGAGUACUAUUACCUUCCAAAAGAAAUGUGCAAGAAAUAAGAGAUGCCUGACCUGGAGACUAAACACCACAUUGACUCAAUCUCCAUCAACUAAACACCUUGCUCACUCUGUCUCAACCAAGUAAACACCAAACUCCAUCAACUAAACACAUGCACUUCAUUUUCUUUAAAUAAACAACAUACUGACAACAUUACCUCCAACCCCACCCAGACUUCUCCAUCAU
This is a messenger RNA of Clarias gariepinus (North African catfish), 681 nucleotides long. RefSeq names its product acidic phospholipase A2 CM-II-like. Gene Ontology annotation, biological process: arachidonate secretion; lipid catabolic process; phospholipid metabolic process. The transcript is spliced from 4 exons. Gene Ontology annotation, molecular function: calcium ion binding; phospholipid binding. Bases 51 to 497 code for a protein of 148 amino acids. Lineage: Eukaryota; Metazoa; Chordata; Actinopteri; Siluriformes; Clariidae. The record is from RefSeq and is a predicted model, not a curated record.